AUAUGGAGCCAAUGACAUCACAGGCGCAUGCAUGCUGAAGGAAUGGCCACCCAGCGGUUUACAACCGCUUUACAAUGUUGCCUCCCUAUUGCCCUGCAUACAUUUUUUUUUAUAAAUCUUGAUGCAAAUCCCAUGCAGUCAAGCUCCUCUUUGUAAUGGGCUGACAACAGGGCUGAAUCGCAUAGCGCAGUGAUGUCACCUGCCGGCAUCCAUAACCUUUUUUAGGUGUUUUCGGCAGAGAAGAAAGUUUGUCCAUCGCUUGUGCAAAAACAAUUUGGAGUCAGAGGCCACAUAGAAAAAGUUAAAGGUAAUUACAAAUAAAUCUAUUCUAAAAUGUAUGCAGGGCAAUAGGGAAGCAACUUUUUUAAAGCUGCUUGUUUUUUAGCCUUUCCUUCUACUUUAAAUCUCCCUCUAGAUUUGGCCAAUAAAGUGUUUUGCCUAAACUUCCCGCAUUCAUCGAUGGCUACUGCGGUAGAAGACUCUACUGCAGAUUUUGAAUAGUGAGCCUGUGUCGGCAUCUAAAUGGGUUAAUGGUUGGGAGGGAGAUUGUCCCUGGAAAAGAUUACGGAGAGGUGGAGCUGCUGGCUGGAACAAAGUGUAUACGCCACCAAGGGGCCGUCAGCCGGGUUGGAAUUUCUAUCAUAUGUACUAGGCAUGUGUGGAAUGUUUGGUAUCCCAGCCCCUGUCCGAGCAGCGCACGUAACUGGCAAUCUGGCGCUUGUGAUCAGCACUUUAGCAGAUGUAUCCCGGGAACGGCACAUCUUUCUGGCUCACCAGCAGCAGUUCUUCAGUGGCAAGCUUUAUGUUCCUGCUCUGUGCUAAAGCUGCCAGUUGAAGAACUGUUGAAGUUGGCUAUUGUUCACCUUGAAAACCCAAAGUCAUCAGAGAAGACAUGACCUAUUGACUGAUCCAUAUGUGUUACGACGAGUGGGAUUUCUGCAAAGCGGGAUCUGUGUCUUCAAUACAUAGCCAUUCGUUAUCAUUUCUGGUGGAUAUUGGAGCGUUUUGGCCACCAAUGGUUUUAUAGAUCUUUCAAGGCUGUGCUGGUGGGACUUUUACCUCCUAAGUUUCCAGAUCUGCGUACCUAACCUCUUCAAGGCACAGUCGUCUUGAUACAUUUUUACAGGAAACCUAUACAAGACUGCCUUUGCUGGCCCCUCCUGAAAAUGCUUGUUGCAUGACUGUCAGUGAAAUUGUUUCCCGAGUCUAUGACCUGUAACAUUGAUGCAGCUUUGGUCUUCUGACGCUUGCUGCAUAUUUGUUUAAAUUACUUGGGUAGUUUGGAUGUCAGUCAACUAGUGGUUUCUGAAUGUGGUCAGCAAUGGCAUCCUCCAUAUUUUGCUCAUGCUGUGUGUGUUUGUUUUUAUUUU
Rana temporaria (common frog) is the source of this 1370-nucleotide messenger RNA. RefSeq lists its product as uncharacterized. NCBI's taxonomy places the organism in Eukaryota, Metazoa, Chordata, Amphibia, Anura, Ranidae. The transcript has 2 exons. Bases 531 to 896 code for a protein of 121 amino acids. The record is from RefSeq and is a predicted model, not a curated record.